Messenger RNA from Adineta steineri, 1524 nucleotides. Lineage: Eukaryota; Metazoa; Rotifera; Eurotatoria; Adinetida; Adinetidae. The record is from the annotation of a GenBank genome assembly.
AUGAUAUAUACAAAUAAUUUUCCAAUAUCUACUCGAUUAUCACAACCAACGUCAAUGCUUCUUACUGAUAAAGAAGCAAAAACUUUAGAUUUCAAUGAUAAACUUCUCCUACCAAGUUCCACACGUUCAAUUAAACGACGAAUAAGUUUAUUAGAGAAGAGUAGAGAUUGGGCUCGACGCUUAAUAACUCUUCAUCGACCACGUCGUAAUACAUUGUCUACAGAAAGAAAUCAUGAAAUAUGCAAUGAAUUAACUAAAAAACCUGAAAUAAAAACACAUUCUUCUCAGCAAUUAUUACAUAAUUCUCAGAAGAAUUUCGAUGAAGAUGGCUAUCUAUCUCCAUUAGAGAUAAAAGCAAAACUUGAUAAUAUUACUCAACAGAAUACUAAUCAACAAUAUCAAUCUAAUUCAAAAUUAUUAUCAAACUCCGACCAAUUACAUCUUAAUUUCUGUAAUAAAUCUCAAGUUAUCUAUCGAUAUCAUGAUCCAAAUAUUUCAAUUCCGCCGACAUGUCAAUGUAUAUGUCAACAACAACAACAACAAAAACGAAUACCAACAACAUCAUUUGUUUCUGAAUUUCAAAAAAUCUCUUUCAAUUAUGAUGAUCCAUUAGAAAGUAUAAAAUAUCUAUUUAAUGACAGUAAUAAUAAUCAACAACAGGGAGGAUAUUUUUCUCGUCGUAUACCACGUCGUACAACAAAUGUAUCAUCAAUAUCAACGGAUUCAGGUUAUAGUGAUAUACCUGUAUCAUCACCAAAACUUAUUCCUGUACAUUUAAUAUCAUGUACAUUAAUACCGGUGAAUUUAACAGGACAAGAUUCAAUAAAUAGACGUUGUUUAACAUGUACAUGUCGUCCAUCAUCAUCAUCAUUAUCAACAACAUGUUUACCAAAUCAACAAGAACGUAAAUUUUUCACACAUUCAUCUCGUUCUUAUAUUUCUCAUCAACCUGUAACACAUAUAAAUAAAACUGAGAAUGAAAUUCAUAAUCAAUGUACAUGUAAUAAUACAUAUCAUUCGACAAUGACAAUAUAUCCAUCAUCACCACCACCACCAAUACCAAAAAAAUCUAGAUUGAAAAUUAAUGAUUAUAAAGAUGAAUAUUAUUAUCAACAACAACAACAAACACAAUUAGUGAAUAAACAAGCAAAUGUAAAAAGACUUACUACUAUUACCACUACUACAGAUGAUUUAACGUCAAUAGCACGUUGGUAUAAACCAUAUCUAGAAAGAGGAGCAGUAUGUGAUGUUCUUCAACAAGCUGAUUAUGGUACAUUUAUUCUACGUAAUAGCACGACACAUACAAAUUGUUAUGCAUUAUCAAUAAAAGUUCCAAAAUUUACGCAUGAUUCAAAUAUAGUUCAUUAUCUUAUUGAAAAAACUGUUGUGGAUAAUAAUCCUAGUUAUCGUAUAAAAGGAACGAUUAAACAAUUUCCUACGCUUCUAUCACUUUUAACACAUCAUUCAGUUAUGCCAGAAAUUUUACCUAUAACACUUAAUCUUAAUGAAUCAUUUACUAUUUGA